Messenger RNA from Danio aesculapii, 3743 nucleotides. RefSeq names its product clathrin, heavy chain-like 1 (gene cltcl1). Gene Ontology annotation, biological process: intracellular protein transport; receptor-mediated endocytosis. Gene Ontology annotation, molecular function: clathrin light chain binding; structural molecule activity. Bases 312 to 3743 code for a protein of 1143 amino acids. The record is from RefSeq and is a predicted model, not a curated record. Gene Ontology annotation, cellular component: clathrin-coated endocytic vesicle; clathrin complex; clathrin coat of trans-Golgi network vesicle. The transcript has 22 exons. Lineage: Eukaryota; Metazoa; Chordata; Actinopteri; Cypriniformes; Danionidae.
AAACUCAACGCUUUUCCCAGCUCUAAAGUUUGGUUCGGAUCCUGCGAGAGAGAGACUGUUUACAGCAUCUGCGCCGCACCGCUGGAGCUUGUCAUAUUCUCGUAUCACUGCGCGCGGGUCUACAUUCUCUCGCGGAGGAGUCCGGCGGAGCUCCGAGAAGUUCCCUCAGGCCGCCGGCUGAAGACCGAGGGAUUGGCGAUCAUUCACGGGAGACUCGUGUCCAACAAACUCGGAGGAGCACAACACUAAGAUAAAGUCUUGUUUGGGCCCCGUUCUCCUCAUCUUCCUCCUCUGCGUGCUGGUGCGGGAGAAUGGCGCAGAUUUUACCAAUCCGCUUCCAGGAGCAUCUGCAGCUGCAGUCUCUGGGAGUGAAUGCGGAGAGCAUCAGCUUCAGCUGCCUGACUAUGGAGUCUGACCGCUUCAUCUGCAUCCGAGAAAAAGUGGGCGAGCAAAACCAGGUAAUAAUAAUCGACAUGAGUGACCCGAGCAACCCGAUCCGCCGACCCAUCACUGCAGACAGCGCCAUCAUGAACCCGGCAAGCAGAGUUAUCGCGCUCAAAGCGGCACGAACGCUCCAGAUCUUCAACAUGGAGAUUAAGAGUAAAGUGAAGGCUCACACCAUGACGGAGGAGGUGUUGUUCUGGAAGUGGAUCUCGGUGAACAGCAUCGCUCUGGUCACUGAUACAGCUGUCUUUCACUGGAGUAUGGAAGGAGAAUCACAGCCCGUUAAGAUGUUUGAUCGACACGCCAGUCUGGCCGGAUGCCAGAUCAUCAACUACAGGACAGACCAGCAGCACCGCUGGCUCCUGCUCAUUGGCAUCUCUGCACAGCAGAAUCGUGUGGUCGGAGCGAUGCAGUUGUUCUCGGUGGAGCGUAAGGUUUCUCAGCCUAUCGAGGGUCACGCUGCUGCAUUUGGACUUUAUAAACUGGAAGGGAACGCAAACACUUCAACACUCUUCUGCUUCGCUGUCAGAGGACAAGCUGGAGGAAAGCUGCACAUCAUUGAGGUCGGUCAGCCGCAGGCUGGAAACCAGCCAUUCACUAAGAAAGCAGUGGAUGUGUUUUUCCCUCCAGAAGCGCAGACGGACUUCCCUGUGGCCAUGCAGAUCGGAGCUAAGCAUGGCGUGAUCUACCUCAUCACUAAAUACGGCUACUUUCACAUGUAUGACCUGGAGUCUGGAGUGUGUAUCUACAUGAACCGCAUCAGCGCAGAGACCAUAUUCGUCACAGCUCCUCAUGAGAGCACUUCCGGGGUCAUCGGGGUCAACAAGAAGGGGCAGGUGCUGUCGGUGUGUGUGGAGGAGGAGAACAUUGUGAAUUACGUGACGAAUGUCCUCCAGAAUGCUGAUCUGGCGCUGCGGAUGGCGUUACGUAGUGAUUUACCCGGAGCAGAGGAGCUGCUGACACACAAGUUCAACACACUCUUCUCUCAGGGCAACUACACUGAAGCUGCCAAAGUGGCUGCGUCAGCUCCAAAGGGUGUUUUGCGGACAGCAGAGACCCUCCGCAGGUUCCAGGCAGUGCCGGCUCAGGGUGUGCAGGCGUCUCCUCUGCUGCAGUAUUUCGGGGUUCUGCUGGACCGCGGGCAGCUCAAUCAGCUGGAGUCAGUGGAGCUUUGCAGGCCGGUGCUGCUGCAGGGACGCACACCACUGCUGGAGAAGUGGCUGAAGGCUGAGAAGCUGGAGUGUUCAGAGGAGUUAGGUGAUCUGGUGAAGGCGGCUGAUGUCAAUCUGGCCCUCAGUGUUUACCUGCGAGGCAACGUUCCUGCUAAAGUCAUCCAGUGCUUCGCUGAAACCGCUCAGUUCCAGAAGAUCAUCCUCUAUGCAAAGAAGAUGGGUUAUUCUCCAGACUGGGUGACUUUAUUAAGGAGUGUGAUGAGGAGCGGUCCUGAUCAGGGACUUCAGUUCGCUCAGAUGCUGGUUCAGGAUGAAGAGCCGCUGGUGGACAUCAGCCAGGUGGUGGACGUGUUUAUGGAGGGGAAUCUGGUGCAGCAGUGUACUUCAUUCCUAUUGGACGUUCUGAAGAACAACCGACCAGAGGAGGGGCCUCUGCAGACACGCCUCCUGGAGAUGAACCUCAUUCACGCCCCUCAGGUAGCCGAUGCAAUCCUGGGCAAUCAGAUGUUCUCCCACUACGACCGGCCUCACAUCGCUCAGCUGUGUGAGAAGGCUGGCUUACUACAGAGGGCACUCGAGCACUACAGCGACCCCUAUGACAUCAAGCGAGCUGUCGUACACACACAUCUGCUCAACCCUGAGUGGCUGGUGAAUUUCUUCGGCUCUCUGUCUGUGGGCGACUCUAUUGAUUGUUUAAAGGCCAUGCUGUCUGCAAACCUCCGUCAGAACCUACAGCUGAGCGUUCAGAUCGCCACUAAAUACCAUGAGCAGCUCGGCACGCAGACACUGGUGGAGCUCUUCGAGUCCUUUAAGAGCUACGAGGGUCUGUUUUAUUUUCUGGGCUCCAUCGUGAACUUCAGUCAAGACCCGGAUGUGCAUUUUAAGUACAUUCAGGCUGCGUGUAAAACGGGUCAGAUUAAAGAAGUGGAGCGCAUCUGUCGAGAGAGCAGCUGCUAUAAUGCCGAACACGUCAAAAACUUCCUCAAGGAGGCUAAACUCACGGAUCAGCUUCCUCUCAUCAUCGUGUGCGACCGCUUUGAUUUUGUCCACGAUCUGGUGUUGUAUUUAUACCGCAACCGCCUGCAGAAAUACAUCGAGAUCUACGUGCAGAAGGUGAACCCCAGUCGUCUGCCAGUGGUGAUUGGAGGUCUGCUGGAUGUGGAUUGCUCUGAGGAAACCAUCAGGAACCUGAUUCUGGCCGUUAGUGGAGAUUUUAGCACUGAUCAGCUGGUGGAGGAAGUGGAGAAGAGAAACCGACUGAAGCUGCUGUUGUCCUGGCUGGAGUCUCGUGUUCAGGAGGGCUAUGAUGAGCCGGCAACCCACAAUGCUCUUGCAAAAAUCUACAUCGACAGUAACAACAACCCAGAGCGGUUCCUUCGGGAAAACCAGUAUUAUGACAGCGUGACUGUGGGCCGAUACUGCGAGAAGAGAGACCCGCACCUCGCAUUCGUGGCCUACGAGAGAGGACAGUGUGACCUGGAGCUCAUACAGGUUUGCAAUGAGAACUCGUUGUUUAAAAGCGAGUCACGGUAUCUGGUGCGGCGGAAGGAUCCAGAUCUGUGGGCUCGUGUUCUGGAGGAGACGAACCCCUACAGACGACCACUGAUCGACCAGGUGGUUCAGACGGCUCUGCCGGAGACGCAGGAUCCAGAGGAGGUGUCGGUGACGGUGAAGGCCUUCAUGACGGCUGAUCUGCCCAAUGAACUUAUAGAGCUUCUGGAGAAAAUCGUCCUGGAGAAUUCCAUAUUCAGUGAACACAGAAACCUGCAGAACCUCCUGAUCCUGACGGCCAUUAAAGCGGACCGAACACGGGUGAUGGAGUUCAUCAAUCAGCUGGAUAAUUACGAUGCUCCAGACAUCGCCAACAUCGCUAUCAGCAAUGAACUCUAUGAGGAGGCUUUCUCCAUCUUCAAGAAGUUUGACGUCAACACAUCAGCUAUACAGCUGAUUGCAUUGGUGUUUCGACCUUGUGUUUGUCCUGCUAAUGGAGCCGUUCUUUCAGUUCUAAGAUUAGGGCUGUUUCUCAGUUCCAAAAACACUGAGAACGGACUCGUGUUCUUGUGGAAACUAAGUUACCUCGGAAGAACGAACUCAGGAGACGACGAGAACAGAAAACACGUCCUCUGA